Molecule: messenger RNA, 414 nt
Organism: Capsella rubella
Lineage: Eukaryota; Viridiplantae; Streptophyta; Magnoliopsida; Brassicales; Brassicaceae
Product: prostatic spermine-binding protein-like
Exons: 1
Coding region: 1-414 (137 amino acids)
Source: RefSeq, a predicted model, not a curated record
AUGAACUGUCCAACAAGGGAUGCACUUCCAACGUUCGUUGUCUUUAUGAUUCUGAACUCAAAGAUUCUGACGAUGAUAGUAUUCACAGUGAUGAUAUUGACGACAGAAGCAAUUGAUGAGGACUAUGAGCAAGCUGAAGAAGAAGAAGAUGAAGAAGAUGAAGGUUUUUAUGAGAUAAUGGAUACAGAAAACGAUGAAUAUGGGAGCGAUGGAUACGGCGACAGUAGUAAUACUGAAGAAGAAGAUCAUGAAAACGAUGAAACUGAAACUGAAACUGAAGGAUAUGAUGAUAGUGAUAGCGACGAAAAAGAUCAUGGUUAUAAUGAUACACAAGAAGAAACAGAUGAUGAGGAGGAAUAUAAUGCAAGUGAAUCUAAUGAAGAUGAAGAAAAAAGAAGAAGAGGAUAUUGGUAA